Molecule: messenger RNA, 1428 nt
Organism: Musca vetustissima
Lineage: Eukaryota; Metazoa; Arthropoda; Insecta; Diptera; Muscidae
Gene: stet
Product: rhomboid-related protein 3
Exons: 8
Coding region: 1-1383 (460 amino acids)
Cellular component (GO): membrane
Molecular function (GO): calcium ion binding; serine-type endopeptidase activity
Source: RefSeq, a predicted model, not a curated record
AUGUGGACCACUCGUGCUGCAAUAGAAUCUACCACCAUUGAUGGUCUUGGUAGUCAACAGGAAACCAUGGCCGAUAUAGAACCGGCUAUAUCGACAAUAGCCGGUUCUUUGGUCUCCAUUGGUUCGAUAUCACAGACACAGCCACGAUAUGGUACCAACGAUGCUGGUUAUGAUACUGAACACACAUCACUGAAUUCGGAUUUUGAUGAGGCCGAACUACGCAGAGAGUUGCUGCGAGAUAAAUGGAAGCUGUUAUUUGACAUGUUUGAUCCCGAAGGAUUUGGCGAAAUAACUGUCGAGGAGUUUUUAAAUGCUUUAAAAUCGCCAGAAUUUAUAUCACAAGUGCCUAUGAAUAAACGAGAGCUAUUAACGGAGAGAGCAAAAAAGGCUAAAUCACCCAUUGGACCAGGUUAUGUAACAUUUCAAGAUUUUGUAAAUGUGAUGAGUGGUAAACGGACACGUAGUUUUAAGUGUGCCGUACAUCAUCGAGAUCGUGAAGUCUGUUCGGAGAAUGAUUUUCAGUUGGUACUAGAAGAGCCGCCGUUUUUCAAGAGAAUGGUUCACGUCAUUGCCAUGGAAGUUCUGCCCGAAGAGCGCGAUCGAAAAUAUUAUGCCGAUCGUUAUUCCUGCUGUCCGCCGCCAUGGUUCAUUGUGUGCAUAACAAUUAUUGAGUUAACCCUAUUUACGUAUCACACCGUGAAUUCAGGCGAUGCGACAGAUCCUGUGGGUCCUGUACCCAUUGAUUCCCUAUUCAUUUACCGUCCGGAUAAACGUCACGAGCUGUGGCGUUUCAUGUCGUAUAUGUUCCUGCAUGCCGGCUGGUUCCAUCUGGGUUUUAAUUUGCUGAUACAACUGGUGUUCGGUCUACCAUUGGAGAUGGUACAUGGCUCCGGUCGUAUUGCGUGUAUAUAUUUUUCUGGUGUUUUGGCUGGUUCAUUGGGCACCAGUAUCAUUGAUCCCGAUGUGUAUUUAGUUGGCGCCAGUGGUGGAGUAUAUGCCCUGCUAGCCGCACAUUUGGCUAAUGUUUUGAUAAACUAUCAUCAAAUGCAUUAUGGAAUUUUGCGUUUGGCAUCGAUCCUGUUUUUUGCAUCCUGUGAUGUCGGUUUUGCUGUGUACGCCCGCUUCGUGGACGAUUAUCCGUCCGUUUCAUUUAUAGCCCAUCUCACGGGUGCCCUGGCUGGCCUUACCAUUGGUCUGUUGGUCCUUAAGAAUUUCGAACAGAAAUUACACGAACAACUGCUGUGGUGGAUUGUGUUGGGCAUUUAUGCGGCCUGCAUCAUUUUUGCCAUCAUCUUCAAUCUACUCAACAGCACGGUGAUUCUUCGAUUGCGGGGACAACCCCUUUAUGCCACCGAGACGGUGUACAAUCAUUUUCAAGUCUGAUAUUUACUUUUGACUGUCAGUGUUGUUGUGCUGGUACUGGGACUA